This is a messenger RNA of Choloepus didactylus (southern two-toed sloth), 1732 nucleotides long. RefSeq names its product arginine vasopressin receptor 1A (gene AVPR1A). Gene Ontology annotation, cellular component: membrane. Gene Ontology annotation, molecular function: vasopressin receptor activity; peptide binding. The record is from RefSeq and is a predicted model, not a curated record. The coding region runs from base 267 to 1523 and encodes 418 amino acids. Gene Ontology annotation, biological process: regulation of systemic arterial blood pressure by vasopressin; G protein-coupled receptor signaling pathway; positive regulation of vasoconstriction. Lineage: Eukaryota; Metazoa; Chordata; Mammalia; Pilosa; Megalonychidae. The transcript has 2 exons.
UUCCAGCUACAAGGGCGAGAGGAGCCCGUUCGGAGUCCGGUUGUUUUCAAGCGCUCGGAGCGCGGAAUUGCUGUGAGACUGGCCCGCGCAGGAGGCGGAAAACUGAUCAGUAGUGGGGCGGGACGUUGCGCCCUGAGACGCUUACAGCAGGUAGAGCCCAGCGGAGGGAGCCCCGAGCGCGGGAAGGAGAGGGCACUCAAGCUAGAAGCCCGCACCAGGGAGGCGUUAAGGGAGCGCCUUGUCGGCUGACGCACUGUGGGGACACCAUGCAUUUCGCCGAAGGCUCCGACACGGAGCGCGCUGGCAACUCCAGCCCGUGGUGGCCUCUGGCCGCCAGCGGCGCCAAUGCGAGCCGGGAGGCCGAGGAGCUCGGGGAACCCAGCAGCCCCGAGCGAGACAUGCGGAACGAGGAGCUGGCCAAGGUGGAGAUAGCUCUCCUGGCCGUGACUUUCGUCGUGGCCGUGCUGGGCAAUAGCACCGUGCUGCUGGCGUUGCACCGCACGCCGCGCAAGACAUCCCGCAUGCACCUCUUCAUCCGCCACCUCAGCCUGGCCGACUUGGCCGUCGCCUUCUUCCAGGUGCUGCCUCAGCUGUGCUGGGACAUCACCUACCGUUUCCGCGGGCCUGACGGGCUGUGCCGCGUGGUGAAGCACCUGCAAGUGUUCGGCAUGUUCGCGUCGGCCUACAUGCUUGUGGUCAUGACGGCCGACCGCUAUAUCGCCGUGUGCCACCCGCUCAAGACGCUGCAGCAGCCGGCGCGCCGCUCCCGCCUCAUGAUAGCGGCCGCCUGGGCGCUGAGCUUCCUGCUGAGCACGCCGCAGUAUUUCAUUUUCUCCAUGAUCGAGGUGAACAAUGUCACCAAGACUUACGACUGCUGGGCCACCUUCAUCCAGCCCUGGGGGGUCCGCGCCUAUGUGACCUGGAUGACGGGUGGCAUCUUUGUAGCGCCAGUGGUCAUCCUGGGCACCUGCUACGGCUUCAUCUGCUAUCACAUCUGGCGCAACAUCCGCGGGAAGACAGCGUCGCACAAAGGCAACGGCACCGAGAGUGCGGGCGGCGCCUUCCACAAGGGGUUGCUGCUCACGCCUUGUGUCAGCAGCGUGAAGACCAUUUCUCGUGCGAAGAUCCGUACGGUGAAGAUGACUUUCGUAAUCGUGACAGCUUACAUCGUCUGCUGGGCGCCUUUUUUCGUUGUCCAAAUGUGGUCCGUCUGGGAUGACAAGUUCGUCUGGGUCGAUUCGGAAAACCCUGCCAUCACCAUCACUGCAUUGUUGGCUUCCUUGAAUAGUUGCUGCAAUCCCUGGAUAUACAUGUUUUUUAGUGGCCAUCUCCUGCAAGACUGUGUCCAAAGUUUUCCAUGCUGCCGAAACAUGAAGCAAAAUUUCAACAAAGAAGAUUCUGACAGCAUGAGCAGGAGACAGACUUCUUACACUAACAACCGCAGCCCGACAAACAGUUUGGGUACCUGGAAGGACUCUCCUAAAUCCUCCAAGUCCAUCAAAUUCAUUCCUGUUUCAACUUGAGCCCCACGUUCGUGCAGCCAGACUUCUGUAACUGACUUUUUGACCCAUUAGCUGAAUGCAGCUAGAAAUUAUGAGGAAAAAUGAACUUAUAUAAGCAUAAAUUAACCCACUGUGCACAAGACUUUCCAGAUGCAUUUACAUGUGGCUAUGAUCAAGAACUAUGAAUUAUUUUAUACAAAUUGUUCAUGAAAACACACUACAAUAAAAUU